Molecule: messenger RNA, 1018 nt
Organism: Drosophila teissieri
Lineage: Eukaryota; Metazoa; Arthropoda; Insecta; Diptera; Drosophilidae
Gene: Rpe
Product: ribulose-phosphate 3-epimerase
Exons: 3
Coding region: 226-891 (221 amino acids)
Biological process (GO): carbohydrate metabolic process; pentose-phosphate shunt; pentose-phosphate shunt, non-oxidative branch
Cellular component (GO): cytosol
Molecular function (GO): D-ribulose-phosphate 3-epimerase activity; metal ion binding
Source: RefSeq, a predicted model, not a curated record
ACACAAAAUAAAUUAUCAAUUUUAACAAGACCCUAAAUUAAACGACAUCUAAGUGUUGUGCUAACAAACACGAAGACUCACGGUGCCAUCUGCAGAGUUAUCGUAUCGCCUUUCAAAUGUUCCGAGCUCCAGCUCCCCUCUGUGUGACCUUAAGUCAACAAGACGCCGCCAGCGAACCGCGACGUGCUCCACUUGCUCCGCCUGCUGAGUAGCUGUUCCAAGAAGAUGCCCGUUCAAGCCAAGAUCGGUCCCAGCAUUCUCAACGCGGAUCUCUCCAACCUAGCGGCGGAGUCCCAAAAGCUACUGGAUAAUGGAGCAGACUACCUGCAUCUGGACGUGAUGGACGGCACUUUCGUGCCGAAUCUUACCUUUGGUCACCCCAUGGUCAAGAGCUUGCGCAACAAGAUCAAGACGGCUUUUUUCGAGACGCACAUGAUGGUCCAGAAACCGGAGCAGUGGAUAGAGCCCAUGGCCGAUGCUGGUGUCAAUCUCUACACCUUUCACGUCGAGCCGGUGCAGGAUGUGGUCAGGGUCUGUCGCCAAGUGCAGGAGUCCGGUAUGAAGGUGGGCCUUGCCAUUAAGCCGGGCACUGAGGUACAAGAGCUGGAGAAGUACGUGAGCAUUGCCGACGUUGUGCUGGUGAUGACCGUUGAGCCUGGUUUUGGCGGACAAUCCUUCAUGGACGAUAUGAUGCCCAAGGUAAAGUGGCUGCGCGAUAACUACCCUAGCCUGGACAUCGAGGUAGACGGAGGUGUGGGACCCAAGACCAUACACUGCUGUGCCGAGGCCGGAGCCAACAUGAUCGUCUCGGGAACCGCCGUGGUGGGUGCCUCCGAUCAGGCGCAGGUGAUCAAGGAGAUGCGCGAUGUGGUGCACACCUACCUCAAAUAGAGGUGCAUUUACCAGCUUAACGAUCGAUAGCUUAACGAAGAAUUUAUUAGAUAGGCGAAAAGUUUUGAGAAAAUAAUUGAUUGCAGUUCCUUCAGAAUACUUCUAAUAAAACAAAUUUACAACCGUA